Molecule: messenger RNA, 654 nt
Organism: Clupea harengus (Atlantic herring)
Lineage: Eukaryota; Metazoa; Chordata; Actinopteri; Clupeiformes; Clupeidae
Product: extensin-like
Exons: 1
Coding region: 1-654 (217 amino acids)
Source: RefSeq, a predicted model, not a curated record
AUGAAUCACCCCUUUACUCCACCUCACCCCCACGACCCCACGACCCCUUUACUCCACCUCACCCCCACGACCCACGACCCCUUUACUCCACCCCACCCCCACGACCCCACGACCCCUUUACUCCACCUCACCCCCACGACCCCACGACCCCUUUACUCCACCUCACCCCCACGACCCCACGACCCCUUUACUCCACCUCACCCCCACGACCCCACGACCCCUUUACUCCACCUCACCCCCACGACCCCACGACCCCUUUACUCCACCUCACCCCCACGACCCCACGACCCCUUUACUCCACCUCACCCCCACGACCCCACGACCCCUUUACUCCACCUCACCCCCACGACCCCACGACCCCUUUACUCCACCUCACCCCCACGACCCACGACCCCUUUACUCCACCUCACCCCCACGACCCCACGACCCCUUUACUCCACCUCACCCCCACGACCCCACGACCCCUUUACUCCACCUCACCCCACGACCCCACGACCCCUUUACUCCACCUCACCCCCACGACCCCACGACCCCUUUACUCCACCUCACCCCCCACGACCCCUUUACUCCAUCUCACCCCCUACGACCCCACGACCCCUUUACUCCCAUCUCACCCUUUACUCACCCCACGACCCCACCCCCCAUACACGAUAA